AUGGGCAGUCGACCUGGCGCGUCCCUCGACGCCGCUAGCAACGACCGCCAUGGCCUCUCCACCCUCCUUCACCAAAGGCCCCAGAUGGCCGCUUCCAUGUCUGCUCCCGCCGGCCGCUUGCCUCGACUGCUCCCCGCCGACCUGUCCUCGUACACCGACUCAUACCUGCCCACCGCAGCCAUACCCCCCUCCGCCACUUCCCUCGCUGAACUCGCCCACCUGAUCCGCCUCCAGGGCUACCAGGAGCAGCGCAAGGCUCACUCCAGAGUCCGCCUGCACAGAUGGCUCGUCUCCAGCGCCCUCUCCGCACGUCUGGUACACUGCGGCGAGCUGGCAUACCGCACCCUCGUGGACAACUUUCGGUCGGACGACAAGAAGGCCUUUGCCUCGCUAUACAACGCUCUCAACGACGUCCGCAACUCGUGUGACGCCACACGCCAGUAUGCCCUGCUGGAGCCAGACCUGGAGUUUGGAAAAUCAAAAACCACCAAGUCGGACAAGUCCCUCUCGGCCUCGACUUUCCUCAACGAUGUUCCCUCGAAGAUCCUGGACAAUCUUCUAGAUUUCAUUUCUGAAAUUCGCACAAAUCCCGAAUUUCUUGCUUCUCGCAUUUCCAGCCUCUCGCAGCAAGAGUUGGCUGCUCUUACUUCUUUCCGCCAGGCCAUGGACCCUAUUGACUCAGUCAUGGCCAUUCAGGCCCGCGGUCGAAAUCUAGGCUCCCAAAAGGCCCAGCAGCAAGGCGGCAACCCCAUUGAACGCCUCUUGUCUUUCCAGCGCCACGACCCCCUCUCAGCGCUUGUUUACACAAUUUUUGCAAACUCGUCUGGUCCGGAUUCCGCAGAGGACCUUCGCCGUACCGAUGUUUGGGCCACCGUCUGCGCCAAACUAAUCAAGGAUACCAAGAUUAGCCACAACUUCAUCAGAACCAUUCUGGACGUCUGGGCAGGCAUGCGCGAAUGGCCCGGAAAGGCCAACCUGGAGCUUUACCUCAUGCAAACCCUCCAGGACGGUCAGUUCCUCCUUGAGAAAGCUGAGGAAUCAGGUGUACGGGCUGGAGCACAGCCAGUGCCUCGCAGUACCAAGGAUACCAUUGCUGCAGACGAGUUCUUUGACAAGGCUGUUAAGCGCUUGUUUGAAGUCGUCGAUGACGAGCCCAGUGCUGGUGGCAUCCCAGAGGGCGUCUUGGAAAUCGGAAAUGCCAUCCUUCGCAAGUUGAACGAGGAGAACGAAAGAGGAGCCCGCAAAGCAUCGCAGAACUUUUUUGUUUCCCGAUGGUUGUUUUCUUCCUUCCUCUUGAACGCAAUCAUCCACCCCGAGACGCACGGCAUCAUGAUUGGUCACCACAUUAGUGAACAUGCCCGCCAGAAGAUUCUCAAGGAAAUCGCCAUCCGAGCCCAAAAGCAGGUGCUCGACAUGACAUACAACUGGAAGCAGCAGAUACCUGUCCUUCCGGAAAUCCGCACCCACAUUGAGAGCAUUCUGGCUCGUUUCAAACACACAAAGACACCUUCCAAGCCCAUCCUACUCCCUGCCAAGGCAAUCACCUCGCCCAGGGAGACGGUCGAAGUGCAACCCUUCAUUGUCCUCUCUCCAGCUGACAUCAUCACGCUGGUCAAUGCGCUCUUCCCAGAGCGUCGCCCCUCAUCGAGCCACAUGGACAACGACAGCCAGCGCCGUGCUGGUCUAGCAUCAUCUGCUUCUUCAAUGUCUGGCAUGUCUGUUCCAUUCCGCAAUGCUGCCGCCUCCAUGACCGAUGCAAGCUCCAUUCUCAGUGCUAGUGCUUCGUCUAUGACAAGUGAUCAGACCUCACGCGAGCCACUUUUGGACAACAACACGACACCAGUCGAACAGCAAACUGACACCAAACCAGCCCCGACAGAGCUCUAUGGAAAGCGUCUGCGCAUGGCUUGCUCAGAAAUGACUCGCAUCCUCGGCGCUGAAGCUACAUCCGGCUCAUGCCAUCCAUGUGCUGAGCGAUGGGCUGUCUUGUACAUCUCCGCUGAUGGCAAGCAGCUCAAGCCACGCAUGCGCAAAGACUUUGAUGACGAAGAAGAGCAUGACGACGACUCUCCAGACAGCGAUAGCAGUGACGAUGAGGGCACUACGGAUAGAUUCGAUCUCGGCCACGAUUAUCACCAACUUAAGGAGGCGAUUGUCAAGCUUGUGGAAGAUUACGAAAUCCCCAAAACACUGGCCCCGGAUAGUGAAUCAAAGAAUUUCAGCAACCGUAUGACGACACGCAGAAGCGCUCGUGGACGCGGUCCGAUCCGCAACAUUAGCGAGAACCUCGGAUCUCGCAAUCCAUACAACGCAAACCAGAGUCACAGCCAGCUCACAAACAUGAUUGCAAGCCAGAGGAGCGGCUCUUCACGCCGUUCUCCCCAGAUUCCCAGGAGUCACAGCAACCCGCAAGUUGGCGAGAAGUCAGAGAACAGCUCGGUGCUCGUUACGAUGUUGGAGACAGCAAUGUACCAAUGCCAGGCGCGAUCCGAUUUCGUCAAUGCCCAUAUGUACUACAAGACCCUCCAGAGUCUGCGAAGACUCAGUUCUCCAACCCUGGUCAAGAACGGAUACGCAGCUCUUCUCAACUACUUUUCUCGUGGUCCCAGAGAUUUACUUAGCAAAGCAGCCAAUGCCAUUGAAGAGUUUGAAGCAUGGUUUGUGUGGCUCAAGCAGUCCCAGGAAAGGUCCGACAACAUGGUCGACGAGAUGAUGCUCACUUUCAAAAACCUGAGAGACAAGAUGUGGUACAUUACCGAUGUCCGCACUUCCAAGCCAUAUGAAGACGCCAAAAAUGUGGCCCUUGCCCUCAAGAUCAUGGACCAGCAAUCCAAGACGCUCAACGCCAAGGGCCCAUCCGGAUCUCGAUCCCGCAAUGCCAACAGCUUUUUGCGACAAAAUGAAGCUCAACUGGUCGACCUCAUGGCGGCUUCGCAGGAUUUCGGUGGUCCGAACAAGCUCUCAGACGAGCAGUCGGAGAUUACCCUGAAGUGGCUCAUGCAAUACGGUGUUGAGAACUUUUGCAAGGGCGAGGAGCGGAUCCACCGCUUCUGCCUCGAAGUCGACAAAUGCGUCACCAAGGUCAUUGGUGAGGGUCUAUUGGACGGUCCAGUGCUUUGGGCCAGUGAUUUGUACAAACGUGACCAGCAAAUCCUGGAGAGCGGUCGACAAAAGGGUGAUCUCUUCCUGACUGGCGUCGGCACCCUCUCUAUUGCGGGUGACGAAGAGUACGAAACCCAUGGUCGGGCUGGGUCGCGCAACAACGACUUUUCUCAACGCCCAAGUCACGGCAGUCUGCGUUCGGCCGCUAAUGGCAACCGCCCAUCAAUCUUGGAACAGAACCCCUGGAGCAGGAAUCCCCCAGAGUCGUCUGACUACUUUGGCGCAUCUUCACCAGUCUUGGCUAUCGACCCAAUGGCUACCUUUUGGUCACCAUUCCAGACACAAGCGCAAUCACCGACAAACGCAACGAGCAUCCGCCCACGAACUGCCUCGUCUUCCAAGGGCACUGUCAUGCUGAAGCAGUCGGCCACAGUCAAUGAGGACAAGCGCCGCUUCAUGCUCGACUUGAAGCAGACCCUCACUGGCCUUCUGUUGAGCGAUCUCGGCAUGAUGGUGUUUGCGAACGGCAGUGAGACUGAUUCAUGGUUCGGUGGUGAUUUGCUUGACGACUGUAUCGAGCGCCGAGACGAAGAGGAGCGUCGACGCAAGAACAAGCUGGCCAAGAAGAAGAGCACAAAGAACAUCCGAAGGCAGACUGUUGACCAACGAAACCUGCCGUUGGAAGCGCUUGGCCGGACAGAGCGCAGCUCAGCUGCACCUCCUGUUGCAACCUUGCAGCAUGCCGCAGCCGCCGAUGCACACCAUUCAGCUGGAGAGCAUUCGUCGACUUCUAGCGAUGCUACCUCGCGAUCGUCUGGCAAUGCUACUGCAAAGAAAGCCGGGCUACUGGAGUUCCCAUACAACGUUGCCUUCCAACGACUCCUCAGCAGGUUCCAGACACACCCCAACCCCUUCUCCAAGCUGCAUGCGCUGUAUGAAUUGGAGCUUCUCAUCAUCGCUUCGUUGUCUUCUCGAACUGGUCGAUCCUACAAUAAUAACAACAACAACAUCCGCCGCGACACACUUCCUCCUGUCCCCCAAUCGCCCACUCUUGGCGCUAUGCCAGAACUCAGCUCUCGUGAGCCAGCCACCCAGACUUCGCGUGCACACAACCUGGAAGAGGCAAUUGCAAACUGCGAAGAGCGUCGUUCUCAAAGCAUGAACGUAGAUCGCGUAAGCAAUGCGUCGCCACUGCCUCGCAACGGCGCUCGCUCUCCAGUUGGACCACCAAGCACAGACAUGAUUGUCGAGGUCAUUCAAGGACUCUUGCGAGACUCGAACAUUCGCCCCAAGACUCUCUUCAGAGACUUGCAGUUUAUCGCAUCCUUUGUACCAGCGCAGAUGCUCGACAAGACUGCGCGCGGUAAAGCAUUCUGGGACGUUGGUCUUGCAGCCCUCGGCUUGAAGCAAGACGUCUGCCGCAUCAUGGUCGAGCUUGUUGAUGAAGUCAUCACCCAGAACUCGAAACGUGAUGCAGGCAAGGCAAACAGCAGCAGCAUGACCGAAAAGGUCGGCGCAUCAUCGUCAGCCCUAGGUGACGAACCCAUGUCCAAGUACACCAUGGAAGAUGCAGGACGCAUGCUUCUCAUCACUGCCAAGGAAGGCGAUUCAGUCGCUGAGCGCGAAUUAGCCAUCUUCUACCUCACCUCCCCUGAACUCAUCCACCGCACUGUGCUGCCGCUUACCAAGCCCAGCGAGGUGUUCAAGACUGAGCUUCUGAACCGCGAGAAACGAGCCUCGCAGGAUCCUGCACGCAGCGAUCCCAUGACCAUGUGCGUUGCGCAACACUGGAUGGAGCAGUCCAUGAAGGGUGGCGACCAGCUUGCUGCCAAGUACCUGCGCCAGCGAAGCGAGCUGGAGAACAUCAACCCAACCAGGGCAUAG
Messenger RNA from Bipolaris zeicola 26-R-13, 4986 nucleotides. RefSeq lists its product as uncharacterized. The record is from RefSeq and is a predicted model, not a curated record. The transcript has 3 exons. Bases 1 to 4986 code for a protein of 1661 amino acids. Lineage: Eukaryota; Fungi; Ascomycota; Dothideomycetes; Pleosporales; Pleosporaceae.